This is a messenger RNA of Pantherophis guttatus, 2810 nucleotides long. It is a transcript of the gene THUMPD3, whose product is annotated as THUMP domain 3 tRNA guanosine methyltransferase. Gene Ontology annotation, biological process: tRNA methylation. Gene Ontology annotation, molecular function: tRNA (guanine) methyltransferase activity; RNA binding. The record is from RefSeq and is a predicted model, not a curated record. NCBI's taxonomy places the organism in Eukaryota, Metazoa, Chordata, Lepidosauria, Squamata, Colubridae.
GGGAAGAAGGAGCCUCGUGAAAGCCUAAAGCGGGACCCGCGCACAGGCCUCGGCUUCUCACGGCGAGGCUGCGAUACAUUCUUCCCGCCCAGACGCAGCUCCUCGCGUUAUACAGGGGACGAGGGCAGCGGGUGAGGAGGGAGAGCCUUUUCUUUUCCGAAGCAACCCACGUGUAGCGUUGAUAUUUGUGUGUUCUUUAAAUUUGGCUGAAGAACCACAAAGCAGCCCGAUCAGCGUACCGAGGUACGUGCCGAUCACGGAAUUGCCCGUUGGGGUCUUUAAAAGCUACCAAACUGCCAGAAUGUCUGAAAUUGCAAAGGCUGCCGAUGAGAUAUCUGACAUGAACCUCAGUGACACAAGUACACCAUUAGAUGAGAAUAAAGAAGAACUAAAGAAUCCUAAUGAUAUUGUGAUUACUAUUGGAGCUACUAUACCAACUGGAUUUGAGCUGACUGCGGCAGAUGAAGUACAAGAAAAAUUAGGAUCAAAAUCUAGGAUUAGCAAGGGCCGUGGGAAGAUCUACUUUGAAAUUCCAGUUAUAAGUCUUCCAAAGGUUCACCAGUUAAGAUCAGUUGAUAAUUUAUUUGUCGUCGUUCAAGAAUUCAAAGAUUAUCAGUUCAAAGCAACUAAGGAAGAAGCUUUAAAGGAUUUAGAAGAUUUGGUUAAGGAUCUCCCUUGGACCAACUCUUUGGAAGUAUGGAAGUUAAAUACAAAUCUUAAGAAAAGAAAAACUAGAAGAAAUAAGGGCAACCAUCAGAGUCACGCAAAGAAGGAGAAGCUAGAUAAGAACAAGAAUCAAGAAGGAAAUGAAGAAUUGCAAAAACCUGUGCAAAAUGAUUUUAAAUCUGCUGAAGUCCCAGAUCCAGAAAAUGCUGAUGAAAUAGUACCAACAGAUGACGAUGAGCAGUCUGAACCCAGAGAAGAGAUAACAUCUAAUGGUGACAACAGAGAGGAAUCAGGUGAUGGUAAGAAACAAGAAAUGGAAGCUGAAACACUGAAGUUCCGUGUAACUUGCAAUAGAGCUGGUGAUAACCACAACUUUAAAUCAGAUGAAGCAGCAAGAGAUUUUGGAGGAGCUGUACAAGACUUCUUUCAAUGGAAAGCAGAUAUGACCAAUUUCGAUGUAGAGGUUCUUCUCAAUAUCCACAAUAAUGAAGUGAUCGUUGGAAUUGCAUUAACAGAGGAGAGUCUUCAUAGAAGAAAUAUUACACAUUUUGGGCCCACAACUCUUCGUUCCACUCUUGCGUAUGGAAUGUUGAGAUUGUGUGAUCCUCAGCCAGCCGAUGUAAUAAUUGAUCCCAUGUGUGGGACAGGUGCUAUACCAAUAGAGGGGGUUACUGUCUGGCCAAAUUGUUAUCAUAUUGCUGGGGAUAACCAUUCACAGGCUGUGAAGAAAACAGCAAAUAAUAUCUCCUCUUUACUGAAGCAAACUGAAAAUAAAGAAAGCACUUCUACAGGAAUACCCAUAGAUAGCAUCCAAUGGGAUAGCUGCAAUCUCCCCCUGAGGACCGGCUCUGUCGAUGUCAUUGUAACAGAUCUGCCAUUUGGAAAAAGGAUGGGUUCCAAAAAGAAGAAUUGGAAUCUUUACCCCUCUAGCCUUAUGGAGAUGGCCCGAAUUUGUAGACCAAAGACUGGGAGAGCUGUGCUGUUGACUGAAGAUAGGAAAUGCUUUGCCAAGGCAUUGUCAAAAAUGGGGCAUCUGUGGCAGAAGUCUCACACAAUCUGGGUGAAUGUUGGAGGCCUCUGUGCUGCUGUAUAUCUCCUGAAACGCACCUCAGAAAUAAUUGAGCAGAGAAAAUCAUAUUGGUAACAUUUUAGACAGGCCUAACACUCUUCCAUAAUCCAAUAGCUUUACUUGAAGUUCCAAAUUGGCCAGUGUUUCAAAAUUAAGUGGUUCCGCAAAAUGAACUACUGAGUAAACAUACUGUGCCAAAUCCAACUUGAAGCUCUUGAAGGCACUUAAAGAGGAAAAUGUAGUAAGUUGAUAAAGCUUGCAGUUUUAUUAUCAGCCUGAAAAUGACAGUUACUGUGCAAAAGUGCAAAUGCUUUCAUAUUCAUAAGGCAAGCUAUCCAAUUUGGUGAAAAGGUUAAUAAUAGGAGUUUCAGAAGAGACACUUCAAAAUACAAUGUUAGAGGAUUGUUUUCUUCAAUAUUGUUCAGUUUAGAGUUUCUUUAGUUAAGAGUAUAUAAUAUUUUGCCACUGGAGAAUUGCCUCCAUUUUAAUUUGUUUGGCAUCCAAAAUAAGGGCAACAAAGUUAGUACAGUUUUACAAACUUUAUUGUCUAAAAUAGGGACAAUAAUGUUAGUACAGUUUUACUAACUUUUAUAAACUCUGAAUUACACACUGUGAUCUCACUGUUUCCUUAUCUGCUGUCUAAAUGUAAGAGUUAAAUCUUUUGUUUACUGUCAUAUGCUUGUUAUAGCUCUAACUGAGAAGAUGUUGUGUGAGUCUUUAUACUUUUCCUUUGUCAUCGUUUUAAUUCAGAGUUCAGGCUAAAAAUGCAUUAGUAAACUUUAUAUGUAUUGUUGAUUGGAACUUGCAGGAUACAUGAGAAUAUUUAUAAUAAGUUAAUUUUAACCUGAAAAUAAUAGCUAAAGAAUGUGCUUAGUAGCUAAAUGACAGUAACUUGUAAUGAUUCUCAAAUAUGGUCCAAAUUAACAAGAAUUAUACAAUAAAUAUACGGUAGAUCCCACCAUCAGCUUGUUAUUCCAAAGUCUUGCAAAGCUUUCUUUGCUUCUCAUAUUAGUUGUUGAUAUUCACUGACUUCUAACAUAUUUUUUCCUGUAUAUAAUAAAAAUUUUACCAGGAU